Folsomia candida is the source of this 1308-nucleotide messenger RNA. RefSeq names its product vesicle transport protein SFT2B. The transcript has 6 exons. Bases 366 to 854 code for a protein of 162 amino acids. The record is from RefSeq and is a predicted model, not a curated record. NCBI's taxonomy places the organism in Eukaryota, Metazoa, Arthropoda, Collembola, Entomobryomorpha, Isotomidae. Gene Ontology annotation, cellular component: membrane. Gene Ontology annotation, biological process: vesicle-mediated transport.
AUAAAUAAAGCUAAAAAACCACCACGUCAUCAUCUCAUUCUCAUAUUUGCUGCCUACUUCAAUAUAAUAUUACUACCAAAGCAAAGCUAUUGUGCGUAUUACUACACAUUGCAGAUCAGAAUGACAGCUGCAGUUGUGUUCAACUUUCAAGUGUAAAACCGUUAAAAUCACGGUUUCUCUCAAAACUAACAACAUUUUGUGUUUGGUAAAGGUAGUAAAUUGAGAAAAGGAGACGUUAAAACUAAAAUAAUCACAGUAGUAAACACAUUUGGGAGGUAUGAAUUUUCGUUGAUCAAAGAACACGAAACCGGAUAUAGAUCAAUUAAUUACUCCACACGGACGGUCGUGCAACAGACUUUACUAAAAUGGACAAGCUACGCCGGGCUCUGAGUGGUCAGGAGAGUCAAGAGAGUCAGGCGGAACAAGGAGGGAUCACGGAAAUAAUUGACUCGACGUCUUUGUCGUGGUCCACAAGGGUCAAAGGAUUCGCGAUCUGCUUCGUCGUGGGGUUCGCUUUCUCAAUUUUUGGCUCGCUACUCUUCUUCCUGGGGAACAAAGUGGGUUUCGGAAUCUGCUACUCGUUUGGGUCCAUCAUCUCAAUCUUUUCGUCCAUGUUUCUUAUGGGGCCAGUAAAUCAGAUAAAAAAGAUGUUUGACGGAACUCGUGUCAUCGCAGCGAUCAUAAUGUGGGCUUCGAUCAUUCUAACGUUAUUCUUUGCAUUUAAGACAGGAAAAGGUGGGCUCGUCCUCUUGUUCGUCAUUAUCCAGUUUUUGGCUAUGACAUGGUAUUCCUUGUCUUACAUCCCUUAUGCAAGAGAUGCAGUGAAGAAAUUCUUCUCUGGGGUCUGCCUUUAAUAAGUUAUGGUCUUAAAUGACGAUAAAUUUGAUAUCAACUAUUAUUUGAAGACACAAAUUUUACUGUGGGGGGUUAUUCAUAUUCAUACAUAUCCUCAUCAAUAUCAAUACGUAUGUACAAUACGUAUAAUUAGAAUAGAACACACGUAGAAGUUUAUACUUUGUGUAUGGUCACUUUUUACCAAGUUCAAAACUUCGUCAGGGUGUAUUAUUAUUAUAUAAUUACAAAUAUGGAACUUUUCGUACAGACUGAGUACUUUUUUCUUGUUUAUUGUUGCCGUAUUAUUAAUUGUUUAUUGGUAUUUAAGAAUAUAUUUGUAUGUACAUAUAUUAAGUUAGCAUUACACAACUGGUCCUUAUACAGAUAGACAUGGGUUUGUAGUCGAACCUAUGAAUUACUUGCAAACUUAUUAAUUUAUAAUUGCGUAAAUAUAAUCAAUUUUAUUUCAAACUC